Molecule: messenger RNA, 801 nt
Organism: Pedinophyceae sp. YPF-701
Lineage: Eukaryota; Viridiplantae; Chlorophyta; Pedinophyceae
Source: the annotation of a GenBank genome assembly
AUGAGCAGCGAGAAGACUGAUGCUCUCCGGAAGAAGCACAAGGACAAUAUGGUCUGGAUCCCGCGGCGGUGCGAGGCGGCGGGCUGCGACGCGAGGGAGGGCCUCCGAAAGUGCACUCAGUGCACGUGUGUCAUGUACUGCUCCAAGGAGUGCCAGAAGAGCGACUGGGAGCGGCACAGGGAGGAGUGCAAGCACAUCAGCAAGCUCGGCGUCCUCGGCAUCCCCUUCGCCGACGCGGAGAUGCUCGCGCGCCAGCCCCUCCGCACCGCGGCCACCCAGCAGCGCCCCGCGCCCGCCGACACGCGCCCGCGCGAGUGCGGCAUCUGCGGCAGCGCGGGCCCGCUCGCGCGCACGCCGUGCUGCGGGGAGUGGGUGUGCGACCGCCAGGAGCACUACGUCCCGGGCAGCUACAGCCGGGCGUUCUGCGACCGGUCGCACCGCCGGUACUCGGUGUGCGGCAACCACUGGGAGCUGGGGCACGCGGGGGACUGGCGGACGUGCGAGGAGUGCCGGCGGCGGUGGGCGGACCCGGACAGGCCGCGGGACUGGCACACGACGAACGGGUAUUGUUUUGUACCUGCGCUGGAAGAAUGGUACCCCCGGGGACAGAUGCUGACGCUGCUGUGCUACAGCUGGUGCGACAACCGGAUCUUCGACGGGUUCGAGAACUGCGCGGACCACGGCGAGAACGCCGAGGGGGAGCAGCGCAUCAUCUGCCGGGGGUGUGCCGACCACUUCCCGGGGGGAGUGCGGCUCGUCGUGCCGUCGGACAACGGACCGGGACGCGCGUGGCCCGCAUAA